Messenger RNA from Trichoderma harzianum CBS 226.95, 531 nucleotides. RefSeq lists its product as hypothetical. NCBI's taxonomy places the organism in Eukaryota, Fungi, Ascomycota, Sordariomycetes, Hypocreales, Hypocreaceae. The record is from RefSeq and is a predicted model, not a curated record. The transcript has a single exon. The coding region runs from base 1 to 531 and encodes 176 amino acids.
AUGAGUCUCAAGGUCGGUGACCAUGGCCAGACCUCUUUUCUCCUCUACGGAGCGAUAUCCGGCAUUGCUCCCGAUAAGCAUCAAGAAUCCAAGACCAAACAGAAGUUCCGACAAAUCUACCAGGCGCUCAACGGUAGGUUCUGCGUCCUCGAAAUCGCCUAUUACGAUGAAACCGAAAUGGUCAUCUGGAAGUGGUACCAUAAUGACCGGUUGCAUUUGAACACGAAUACCCGCGACAUGUUCGGUCGCUUGAAUGGAUUCGCCCCCAAAUACAUUGAUGCUCUCAAGCAAUGGAAUGAGGUAUGGACGAUGAUUGCAUCAUUCGAGCAAGAGGACUGGACUACCGAGCUGGACAAGCUCGGACUUCCUGUCAAUGUCGAGACCUUUGCGAAAAACGCAUCAGUGACAUCUGAGGGCGUUUUGGCGGCUUUGGGCGAGGUCAAGAUGACCAUGGCACGUCUCAAAUGGUAUAAUCAAGCGGCCAUGUUGAGUCGAGGAGCCCAAUGGGAGACCUGGCGCCGGGUAGGUUAG